UAGAGUAUCUCCAUUCCAUGUAGUACAUUACUACAUUAACACAUCUAAUUUCAUUCAUUUUUUAUACCCCUCAUCUCCCACUCCCCAGCGUUUUCCAUCUCUGGAAAAGCGUAUGAAAUCACAGACUUCGUUUUCGUUCCUUUAAAUCUCUCUUCACAUUUUUGCAGCAGCAGCAGCAACGUCAAUUAUAAGAAAACGGCACAAAAAGAUAAACACAAACUCAGUUUUCAAGUUUACGUUAAAUCGGUUUUUGUUAGGAGGUCUCAGUUUCGUUGAUCUCUUCGAUUAGUAAUAUUCGAUUAGUAAUAUUGGAAUGAGAUCCAGAUUAAGAAACUGUUGAUUAAAACGAGAAAGAAGAAAACGAAUAAUAAGAAGAGAUGACUGAGAGUGGGAAGUUUCAGCUUGGAACCAUUGGGGCAUUGAGUCUUUCUGUUGUUUCGUCGGUAUCGAUUGUGAUUUGCAAUAAGGCUCUUAUUAGUACUCUUGGUUUCCAUUUUGCCACAACUCUGACGAGCUGGCAUCUGCUGGUGACUUUCUGCUCGCUUCACGUGGCAUUAUGGAUGAAACUUUUUGAACAUAAACCAUUUGAUGCAAGAGCUGUAAUGGGAUUUGGUGUACUAAAUGGGAUAUCCAUUGGACUUCUAAAUCUUAGUCUGGGUUUCAACUCCGUUGGGUUCUACCAGAUGACGAAACUGGCUAUCAUCCCCUGUACUGUCCUUUUGGAGACCCUUUUCUUCAGGAAACUUUUCAGUCGGAGUAUUCAGCUUUCACUCUCUGUGCUUCUUAUGGGUGUCGGAAUUGCUACUGUGACUGAUCUGCAGCUCAAUGUUCUUGGUUCUGUCUUAUCUCUGCUUGCAGUUCUCACAACAUGUGUUGCUCAAAUUAUGACCAAUACCAUUCAGAAGAGAUUCAAAGUUUCUUCAACGCAACUUUUAUAUCAAUCUUGCCCCUAUCAAGCGAUGACCCUUUUCAUUACUGGUCCAUUUCUGGAUGGACUAUUGACCAAUGAAAAUGUGUUUGCUUUCCAGUACACUCCUCAAGUGCUGGUUUUCAUUGUCCUAUCCUGCCUUAUCUCUGUAUCUGUUAACUUUAGCACAUUUCUUGUAAUUGGAAAGACAUCUCCAGUCACCUACCAAGUCCUGGGACACUUGAAAACAUGUCUAGUUCUGGCAUUCGGUUAUAUUUUGCUCAGAGACCCAUUUAGCUGGCGUAAUAUUCUUGGAAUCAUGGUUGCCUUAGUUGGAAUGCUACUUUAUUCUUUCUUUUGCACUCGUGAGACUCAGGCAAAAUCCAGUGAACCAGCUCCACAAUUGUCUCAGGCAAAGGAAAGUGAAACUGAUCCUUUAAUAAGUUUGGAAGGUGGAACUGCUGUGGUUCCUGAUGAUGAUGUUCCCAAAGCCCCGAUAUGGAACUCCAACAAAGACCUCCAUGAUGCAUAAAACGGUGACCAAUCUCGCUAAUUAAUCUAGGGUAAAAUCUCCCAGAUAGAACUGCUCCAACAACGGAAAAUUCUCAUCAGGAAGGAAAUAUCACAUCUUCAAUCAACUUGAAUUUUGUGGAUUUGUUGAUAUUCAAUGAAACACCCGCUAAAAAUCAAAGCAAAAAGUAAUAAGAAUUAGGAGAAUUGGAAAGAAUGCAAGUUAUUAUUUUUACGUUCAUAUUCUAGUUUUGGCUAUUGCCAAUUUUUGUGAAUUAGGUCCCCAACAGUCCAUUCUUGUAAGUGGGAUUUGCCAUCCAUCUGUCUCCUCUCUAGUUUUGCUGGGGACAAUUGUUUUGUUGCUGUUCUCAUAUACUAAACAGAUAUUAUUUCAUAGGUACCUUAGUUCUUUUUAGAUCCCAACUUUUUUGAGUAUUUCUGAACUAUUGAUAUAAAUAUUAUUUUCUCUUUUUUUUAUCUCUAA
Papaver somniferum (opium poppy) is the source of this 1901-nucleotide messenger RNA. Its product is annotated as UDP-xylose transporter 3-like. The coding region runs from base 378 to 1439 and encodes 353 amino acids. NCBI's taxonomy places the organism in Eukaryota, Viridiplantae, Streptophyta, Magnoliopsida, Ranunculales, Papaveraceae. Gene Ontology annotation, molecular function: antiporter activity; UDP-xylose transmembrane transporter activity. The transcript is spliced from 9 exons. The record is from RefSeq and is a predicted model, not a curated record. Gene Ontology annotation, cellular component: Golgi apparatus.